AGAGAGGAGGAGGAAAAGUGGACAAGAGUGAAUGAGUGAUGGGAUCUGAGACAGAACCAGAGCUAAGCUCCACACCAAGAUUACCAUUACUCUUGAACCAACAUGCACAUGCAUAUAUGCAGUCACCACAGAGGUCAGGGACGCUAACCCCGCCACUCUACGCCUCAGCCUCUGUACCGUUUCGUUGGGAGGAAGAGCCUGGCAAGCCCAGAAGCUGUACUGCUCUCUCCAAUCCCAUUGACUCUAGCCCCAAGUGCCUGGAGCUACCUCCAAGGUUGCUCUUGGAUGCCAAUGUUAGCAAGCUGGCCUCACCGACUACAGUCUUGGAGGGACCUUAUCUGGGCAAGCAAAGAUUUCGGUCUUCUUCGUUUAGAAUAAUCAGAAGGGAGUGUUAUGGGUCCUUUCGCAGGAGUAGUACUCCUGAGAGAGGUCAGCUUAGUACCAUGGUUCUUAGCAAGAGAGGGCUGAAAGACAGACUUUUGGGUUCCUGGAGUUGGGGAAGGACGGCCUUCAGGGGUAAAAGAGAGGUUGCCGGGGCUAGUUAUGUCUUUCCGUCAUCAACGGAUAGAGAGGUUGAUGGUAGCAACGAAGAGGAAGAGAGAAGUAGCAAGAAUGUCAAGAUCACAAGGAUCAGAAGAUCAGGCAGCUUUUCCACUCAUGCCAGGUCUCAUUUCUGGGCUACAAUUUAUGAAGGAUUGAAGCAGGUAGUUCCAUGGAGGAACAGAAAACUAAAGAAAGAUGGGUUUGUUAUUUGAUUUUUCCUUCUGGCACAAGACGAUGCGUCUCAUUAAAUUACCUGGAAACGGCAAUGGUCCUGUC
Molecule: messenger RNA, 819 nt
Organism: Hevea brasiliensis (rubber tree)
Lineage: Eukaryota; Viridiplantae; Streptophyta; Magnoliopsida; Malpighiales; Euphorbiaceae
Exons: 2
Coding region: 39-755 (238 amino acids)
Source: RefSeq, a predicted model, not a curated record